UUGUCUCUGGUUGCACUCUACGAAAGUCAGACUCCCGCGGUGUUGUCAUUUUAUUCUGAUCAUGUCUAGGAGUAGUGGAUUCAGAGUUCAGUUCAGGGACAGAUCUUACAUGCAUAUAAGAUCUAUUCUGUUGCAUUCUAUUACCAACAAAGUCUCUGCGCUCAGGAAUGCUAAUUUAUAUGUAUAUUUUAUAAUUUAGAUAUUCAAUCACACUGACAUGUAUAUCGUGCCAUCUAUUGUUAUGAAAGAAGCACGAAGCGAUGUGUUUAUCAGUGAAUCGAGGAAGACCCGUCGAGUUGGAAUUGAUUGGAACUUGGAAGUCGGGGCCGAGCAGAGCCCAUAGUGCGCGGCGCGAGCCCCGCUCCCGGUUUCGAGCCCUUGCGACUUCGCGACCUUUUCUAGUUUGUGGUGACCUUCACGCGAACUUGACCGUAGAUCCGUGUUCCCGACCGUGGUCCACCCACCCGUUCCGCUCGCUCCUCGGCACGUCGACAAUUAUUGCACGAUUAUUUAAGCCAGUAAACAAAUUGUACGAAAUCCAGAAAAAUGUCGAGGGAACAACGUGUAUCCCGAAGAUUUUAUCGUAUGGACAGUUGCAACGAUUUAUUUGAAUUUAUGGAUCGUGGAUAUUCGGCACAGAAUGAGAAUAGAUGGAAUUUCGAAGUCGCAUGGGAGGCAGCCAACAAAGUCGGUGGUAUAUACACGGUAAUACGAUCGAAAGCUUAUGUAUCAACGGAGGAAAUGGGGGAUCAAUAUUGUCUCAUUGGGCCUUACAAAGAGACUUCUGCACGAACAGAAGUCGAGGAAGCUGACUUCCCUCAUAACAAUCCAUUGCAUUUAGCAGUGCAAGUGUUACGUGAACAGGGAUUCAAAGUUGUAACAGGAACGUGGUUAGUGGAUGGGAACCCUCAAAUUAUUCUUUUUGAUAUUGGAAGCGCAGCAUGGAAGUUGGAUGAGUACAAGCAAGAAUUAUGGAAUACUUGUAAUCUCGGUAUUCCUCAUUUAGACAUAGAAGCGAACGACGCGAUUAUACUCGGUUAUCUCGUUUGUCAGUUUAUCUCAGAAUUCAGAAAAGCUGCCGAAGGAUACUCGGAUGUUCCUCCUCGAGUCGUCGUUCAUUGCCACGAAUGGCAAGCCGGUGUCGGGCUGAUCGCAUUGCGAACCAGACACGUGGACGUUGCCACAGUUUUCACUACGCACGCCACUCUUCUCGGGAGAUAUCUUUGUGCGGGAAAGACUGAUUUUUAUAACAAUUUAGAUAAGUUUAACGUCGACGAAGAAGCGGGGAAACGACAGAUUUAUCAUAGAUAUUGCAUGGAACGCGCGGCCACGCAUUUAGCUCAUAUAUUUACAACAGUUUCUGAUAUAACUGGCUUAGAAGCUGAGCAUUUGUUGAAACGAAAGCCGGACAUAAUUACUCCGAAUGGACUGAACGUAAAGAAAUUCGCUGCCCUGCACGAGUUUCAAAACUUGCACGCCGUUAGCAAAGAGAAAAUACACGAAUUCGUUAGAGGACAUUUCUAUGGACACUAUGAUUUUGAUCUGGACAAAACACUGUACUUCUUUAUUGCCGGACGUUACGAAUUUGGUAACAAAGGCGCGGACAUAUUUAUCGAAGCUCUAGCCAGACUGAAUCAUUAUUUGAAAACGUCUAGACCAGACACGACCGUCGUGGCGUUUCUCAUUUUCCCAGCACGGACCAACAAUUUCAACGUCGAGUCAUUGCGAGGCCACGCUAUUGUUAAAUCUUUGAGGGACACGAUCAAUGACAUACAACAGAAAAUAGGAAAACGCAUGUACGAAUUAUGCCUCUCUGGUCGCAUGCCCGACGCGCACGAUCUUUUGCAAAAAGAAGACACCAUUAAGAUUAAACGAUGCCUGUACUCUUUACAGAGGAACGGCUUGCCUCCGGUUACUACGCAUAACGUUGUAGACGACUGGAACGAUCCGGUGUUAAAUUCUGUCAGAAGGUGCAAUCUCUUUAACACAGUUAACGACCGAGUCAAGAUAGUUUUCCAUCCGGAGUUUCUGUCGUCUACAAAUCCAUUAUUCGGCCUUGAUUACGAAGAAUUCGUACGAGGCUGUCACUUAGGAGUGUUCCCUUCAUACUACGAACCAUGGGGGUACACGCCCGCGGAAUGUACCGUUAUGGGUAUUCCUAGUAUAACUACGAACUUAUCCGGUUUCGGAUGCUUCAUGGAAGAGCACAUAGCCGACCCGAUGAGUUACGGUAUCUACAUCGUAGAUAGACGGUUUAUCGGUUUGGAGAACACUAUCCAACAGCUUGCGAACUACAUGUUCGAUUUCGCGCGGCUAAGUCGGCGACAGCGCAUCAUUCAAAGAAAUCGUACGGAACGUCUGAGCGAUCUGCUCGACUGGAGAAAUCUUGGCAUCUAUUACCGUCAAGCUAGAAUGAAAGCGCUGACGGCGGUCUAUCCAGAACUGAAGGAAGAAUACUCCGAAGGGGGAGUGGGACGUUUCAGUUAUCCUAGGCCUAUCAGCGAACCGCCGUCACCGUCUUCCUCGAGACACACUACUCCUGCUGCUUCGAUUCACGGCUCCGACGACGAAGACGACGAAGAUGUUGACGAGGAAAAGGAGCUCGAAGAAUUGCGCCAAACGCACGCCAGAUAAAUUACAAUUAAUAAGGGAUACUGCGCACGCUACAGUAGAGAACACUGGAAUAUAUUAAAUGAUUACGGGGAGAUUUUUUCCGACAGUAGUGCCAAACAGUUUGAUUACGGUCUUCCAUAAAGAGAAUUAUUUUAAAUAAGUCGUUCAUCCCAUAUUUUUAAUCUCACUGUUAAUACUCGUAUACGUUUGUUGCAUCGCAGGAAAGAGAAUGAAUCAUGAUAAAAUAACAGCAUAUAUAUAUACAUGCAUAUAUAAGAGUA
Molecule: messenger RNA, 2894 nt
Organism: Ceratina calcarata
Lineage: Eukaryota; Metazoa; Arthropoda; Insecta; Hymenoptera; Apidae
Product: glycogen [starch] synthase
Exons: 12
Coding region: 547-2634 (695 amino acids)
Biological process (GO): glycogen biosynthetic process
Cellular component (GO): cytoplasm
Molecular function (GO): alpha-1,4-glucan glucosyltransferase (UDP-glucose donor) activity
Source: RefSeq, a predicted model, not a curated record